Molecule: messenger RNA, 3672 nt
Organism: Anneissia japonica
Lineage: Eukaryota; Metazoa; Echinodermata; Crinoidea; Comatulida; Comatulidae
Product: myb-like protein X
Exons: 28
Coding region: 22-3498 (1158 amino acids)
Source: RefSeq, a predicted model, not a curated record
AAACGAAUCCAUACUAAAGAAAUGGAAGUAAAAGAGGAGGAAAUAAAUUCAUUGAAAGUAGAGACUGCUCAAAUAAUGGAAAAGGAAAAACAAAUCAAUAUUAAGGAAAUGAAAGUAAAAACCGAGGAACUAAACUCACUGAUGCUGGAAAAUGCUGAAAUUAAAAAUACAAUGGAAGAAGAAAAACAAAUCCAUAUUAAAGAAAUGAAAGUAAAGACCCAGGAACUAGAUUCAUUAAAAGUGGUGAAUGCUGAAACAAAAAAUAACAUGGAAAAAGAGAAAAGAAUCCAUAUUCAAGAAAUGAAAGUAAAAACCGAGGAACUGGACUCAUUGAAGCUGGAGAGUGCUGAAAUUAAAAAUACGAUGAAAGAAGAAAAACAAAUCCAUAUUAAAGAAAUGAAAGUAAAGACCCAAGAAAUAGAUUCAUUGAAAGUGGUGAAUGAUGAAAUAAAAAAUAACAUGGAAGAAGAGAAAAGAAUCCAUAUUCAAGAAAUGAAAGUAAAAACCAAGGAACUCGACUCAUUGAAGGUGGAAAAUGCUGAAAUUAAAGAUACAAUGGAAGAAGAAAAACAAAUCCAUAUUCAAGAAAUGAAAGUAAAAACCGACGAACUUGACUCACUGAAGCUGGAGAAUGCUGAAAUUAAAAAUACACUGGAAAAAGAGAAAAGUAUCCAUAUUCAAGAAAUAAAAUUAAAAAUCGAGGAACUCGACUCAUUAAAAGUGGAGAAUGCUGAAAUUAAAAACAGUCUUUACAGAAUGGAAGAAGAAAAACAAAUCCAUAUUCAAGAAAUAAAAGUAAAAAUCCGAGAACUUGAUUCAUUGAGAGUUGAGAAUGCUGAAAUUAAAAAUAGAUUGAAAGAAGAAAAACAAUUCCAUAUUCAAGAAAUCAAAGUAAAGACGGAUGAACUCGAGUCAUUGAAAGUGGAGAAUGUAGAAAUUAAAAAAGGCAUGGAAGAAGAAAAAAGAAUGCAUGUUCAAGAAAUGAAAGUACAAGGGCAGGAACUCGACUCACUGAAAGUGGAAAUUAUUGAAAUUAAAAAUAGCAUUAAAGAAGAGAAAAGGAUCCACAUUCAAGAAAUUAAAGUAAAGGCCGAGAAACUGAUAAUGGAGAAUGCUGAAACUGCAAAUAGCAUAGAAGAAGAAAUAAAAACAGAGACUGAUGAAUUGGACUCACUAAAAUUGGAAAAUACUAAAAUAGAAAAUAGUCUGAAGGAAACCAAGUUACAACAUUCUGAAGAUAUGAAGAUGGAGAACAGUGAACUAUAUAAACUCAGAGAAACGAUCGGGAUAUUGAGAAAGAAAAAUGAAUCAAUGUUAUAUACAAUUUCUAAACGUGAACAAAUAAUUUACAAAUAUGAAGAUAAAAUUUUUCAUUUUGACAAUUGCCUGAGAAGGGGAGAUGAUGAACGGCAUUAUGAUAAAUUGCAUAAAAGAAGUUGUGAUGGAUGUAGAAGAAAAUCAAAGGUACUCGCAGCUCUAAGGGACUUGUUGAAGAUCAAGAGGAAUGUAACUGAAGAUACAGGAAAGAAAUCACCAACUGUUACUAAAACUGAGAAAAAAGAAGCUGAAAUGAACUCAUUAGAAAAUGUCACCAAUCAACCUGAAAGUAUGGAGGAAACAAAAUUACAAAAUUCCGAAGACAUGGGGAUGGAAAAUGAACUUUAUAACCUGAGAGAAACGAUCAAAAUAUUGAGGAAGAAAAAUGAAUCACUGUUAAAUGCAAUUUCUAAACGGGAACAAAUGAUUGACAAAUAUGAAGUUAAAAUAUUUAAUAUUGACAAUUGCCUGAGACGGGGAGAUGAAGAACGGCAGUUCGAUAAGGUGUAUAAAAGAAAGUGUGGUGCAUGCAGAAAAAAAUCAAAGGUGCUCGAAGCUCUAAGGGACUUGCUGAAGAUCGAGAAGAAUGUAACAGAUGAUAAAGGAACGAAAUCACCAGGUUGUGGUCUUAGUUAUGACGAGGACUACGAAGUUGAAAUUAACUCAAAACUACCUGCAUUACCGAUAAAAUUAGAAGAGGACACCAAUGAACCUGAAAGCCUAGAGAAAACCAAGUUACAACAUUCUGUAAAUAUGGAGAUCGAGAACAAUGAGUUAUAUAAACUAAGAGAAACGAUCGAGAUAUGGAGAAAGAAAAACGAAUCAAUUUUAACUGCAAUUUCUAAACGUGAACAAAUAAUUUACAAAUAUGAGGGUAAAAUUUCUAAUAUUGAAGAUUGUCUGAGAAAGGCAGAUGAUGAACGGCAUUUCGGCAAGAUAUCUAAAAGAAAGUGUGGUGCAUGCAGAAGAAAAGCAAAGGUACUCGCAGCUCUAAGGGACUUGUUGAAAAUCAAGAAGAAUGUAACUGAAGAAACAGGAAAGAAAUCACCAAGUCUGGAUGAAAUCAAAUUACAACAUUCUGAAAAUAUGGGGAUGGAGAACAAUAAAGUACAUAAACUGAGAGAAACGAUCGAGAUAUUAAGAAGGAAAAACGAAUCACUGUUAACUGCAAUUUCUAAACGUGAACAAUUAAUUUACAAAUAUGAAGAUACAAUAUUUAAUUUUGACAAUUGUCUGAGAAGGGGAGAUGAUGAACGGCAUUUUGAUAAGGUGUAUAAAAGAAAUUGUGGUGCAUGCAGAAUUAAAGCAAAUGUACUCGGAGCUCUAAGGGACUUGAUGAAGAUUAAGAAGAAUGUAACUGAAGAUGAAGAAAAGAAGUCACCAAGAUUUGAUAUUGUAGCGUCUGAUGAAAAUGCUGAAGGAGAUGCAGUCAAUUUGUCCUGGAAGAAGGAGGAGGACGAUAAAAAUGCAGAGGACAUAGGAAGUAACGAGGAACAGGAUGAUGAGAAAAAGGAAGAUGAUCAGAAGAGAUGGAGCAGGAUUAAAGGUCGUGAAGUGGAGAAUGAUAAAGAGGAUCAGAAAAGGAGCUGCUGUAGAAUUAGAAGUCGGGAAGAGGAGAUAUCUGAUAAGGAGGAUCAGUACAAGGGGAGCCUCUGUAGGAAUAUGAGGAGUUUUGAAAAUAAGAAAAAUGAUGAAGUGGAGGAUCAGAAGAGGAGGAGCAAUUGUAGGAUUGGGAAGAUUUGGGAAGAGGAAAAUGAUGAGCAGGAUCAGAAGAGAAGCAUUCAUCGCUUAAGAAGUAGCUGGGAAGAAGAGAAAAAUGAUGUGGAGGAAGAUCGAAAGAAGGGCUGCUGCUGUGGGAUUAUAAGGUUUCGAGAAGAGAGGAGUCGGAAACAAAAGAAUUAUGAUGAAGAGGAAGAUCACCAGAAGAAGAGAACCGACUGUAGGAUUAGAAGUCUGAAAGAGGAGGAAACUUAUGUGGAGGAUCAGAAAUGUAGAAGAAGCUGUAAGAAUUGGAGGAGUUGGGAAGAGGAGAAUAAUGAGGAGGAUCAGAAGAGAAGAAGCAUCUGUAGAAUAAGGGGUCGGGAAGAAGAGAAAAAUGUUGAUGAGGAAGAUCAAAAGAGGGACGUCUGCUAUAAGAUUAUGAGAAUUCGAGAAGAAUUUUAUUACAAUACUAUUGAAUAAUUAAUUUAUAAAAUAUAAAAUAUUUAAUAAAAUUAUCUUGUGUAAUCAAAUUAUUAUUAUUUCUACAUUUAUUCGGUUUCAAGCAAUGAUUUAUAUUGUAUGCUGUAUGAUCAAAUGACAAAAAGCAAUUAAUGAAUGUUUUGAUUAAUAAAUAUAUUCCAUUUAUCACAAUAA